Galleria mellonella (greater wax moth) is the source of this 1187-nucleotide messenger RNA. RefSeq lists its product as uncharacterized. The coding region runs from base 380 to 1150 and encodes 256 amino acids. The record is from RefSeq and is a predicted model, not a curated record. NCBI's taxonomy places the organism in Eukaryota, Metazoa, Arthropoda, Insecta, Lepidoptera, Pyralidae. The transcript is spliced from 6 exons.
CCUAUAGGUCUACGACUUCGCAGCGAAUUUUAGAAUUUCGUAGCAACAGUUGCAUUCUGUUCACUCCACACGCCGCUCGCUCGCGCCUACGUCUCAUUCAAAGUUGGAACGCGAAGUGUUACCGUAGCGUUUGAACUUUCUUAAUUUACAUACCUAAUGGGAAAUUUAAUUUUCUUUUGACGUCAUUAAAAAUGUUUUACUAAUUUUUGUGUAACUCGAAUAUCUAUUUAAUAAAUAUAUGUAUAUGUAUAUUUAGUAAAAGAUAUUAUAAUAUUGAACAGAAUAAUAUUAUUCAUUUUAUUAGACAUUAAUUAAUAAAAAAUAUGUUUAGUAAAUAAUAUUUAAUCUAAACAAUGAUAGUGAAUGAUAAAAGUGAAACAUGAAGUUUAUUGUAAUUUACUUUCUCUUUGCAUAUAUAAAAGUAACAAUAUGCCUACGAGUUGUCGGCAUAUCGGUGCCGACGUUCAAACAACGAGGCGAGCCUGCCAUCUUGACGUGCGACUACGAUUUAGAAGGUGGCCGGCUUUAUUCCGUUAAAUGGUAUAGGGAUAAUGAAGAGUUCUACCGAUACAUGCCGAGACUGAGGCCACCGCAGCACGCUCACAGGCUGGACGGCGUUAAAGUUGAUUUGGAAAAGUCAAGCGCAAGACAUGCACACCUUCGCGAGUUGACAUUGAGAUCACGAGGGCUCUACCGCUGCGAAGUGUCUGAAGAAGCUCCAUCAUUCCAUUCAGCGCAAGCCGAAGCAUUCAUGGAGGUUUACUAUUUUCCUCGCGACAGUCCAAUUAUCACUGGUCACGAUCGUCGUUACAAAAUAGACGAACCUCUUGACGUCAACUGCUCCUCAGCUAGAGCGUUCCCAGCGCCAGACUUAUAUUGGCAUAUUAAUGGACAAAAGAUCACAGAACGAUCCUGGCUGAUAGCUUACGGUGCAAAACCUGUCCCACAAGGCUUAUUGGUGUCCACACUUGGACUUAAGGCUCCUGCUAAACCUCGAAUGAAACUCCGUUGUGUUGCAACUAUUGGUACACACAAAAGAGAAAGAACUGUCUUAAUAGAAACCAAUUCGGCGAGUUACUAUAGUGGAGUCGGUGGAUCUUUAUUGACUUUUAUAAGCAUCAAUAUAUUCGUGCGUGACAAAAUAUCGUGAUAGGUAGUUUUUUGUUAAGCAUUAAAUGUAAAUAAAG